UUUUCAGUUUCCCUGAGCAUGCUCUAUUUCUUGGUCCAUCAAUUUUUUCCGGAUUUUGCCAUUAAAAAUCUCAUAUUUUUUAUAAUCUGGCCAGCACUAAUUCUGGGAACGAUUAGAGCUAAUUUAGUUCUUCUAAUUACUUUCGACAGAUGUUUGGCAGCAAAUUUCCCAAUUUUUCAUCAUAAUUAUCGCUCAAAAAUUCCUAUCAUUCUAAUUAUCUCAAUUUUUCUAAUUUACACAAUUUUCGAACAUUUCGUUCUAUUUGGAUUUUGUGAUUUCACUUUGAAUGUUCCAAUUAAUUGUGAUACUUUAAUUUGUUCAGUUAACUUGUGUUAUUAUAAUUAUUGGCUGCUCUAUGAGCAAUUAGUUUAUGUUUUAAUUGGAUUUUUCACAAUUUCUUUGGUUUUCGAAAAAUUCAAUAUUUUGAAAAUUCGAAAACGGUUUUUUCUUUUUCAGGCAACCAGAAUCGCUCUUCUGGAUUCAAUUAUAAUAUGCUUUUUCGAUAUCAUUCCAACGAUUUUAUUGGCUCAUUUCCCAGCUCUCAGCUUCCCAAAUGUUGGUCCAUUAAGUGCAGUUUCAAAAAAUUCGGGAUUUUUAAUCGAAGGAAUUAUUAUUUGCUUUUUCUUAUUUCGAAAACCAAAAACUACAAGUGUACAAGCCUGGUCGUCCUCU
Caenorhabditis briggsae is the source of this 672-nucleotide messenger RNA. Lineage: Eukaryota; Metazoa; Nematoda; Chromadorea; Rhabditida; Rhabditidae. The record is from RefSeq and is a predicted model, not a curated record.